AUGCAUGAUUUUCGAUCUGCUUUGGAUUAUUGUCAGUUGAAGAGUCUUGAUACAAUGGGUUCAAAUUUUACAUGGAGCAAUUUGAGGGAAGGGGGAGAUUUAAUACAAGAAAGAUUGGAUCGUUUUACCAGUACCAUCGAUUGGCUUGAACAAUAUCCUUGCUGUAAAAUCAGAAAUAUUCCUAUGUCUGUAUCUAACCAUAGUUUUCUGCUUUUGAAUACUAUGGAUAUGGGUUGUUAUGUGUCUAAUCCGGUUCGUUUAUUUAAAUUUGAGGCUAUGUGGGUAGGCACGAGGGGAUGUGAGACAACAAUUGAGAAAACAUGGGAUUUGCAUAAAACAGCUCCUUCAGUUGAGACAUUGAAGCAUUGUGGGUCUGGUUUAAGAGUUUGGAGUCGUUGUCAUUUUGGUAAUAUACGGAGAGAUUUGGAUGCUAAGUGGAGGAAACUUGCUUUACUUCAAGACUCUCCCAUACCUUCCCACCAAGCCAUGUGUAAGGUGAAGAAGGAUAUUAAUUAUUUGCUGGAAAAGGAGGAGUUGAUGUGGAGACAGUGA
Juglans regia (Persian walnut) is the source of this 552-nucleotide messenger RNA. RefSeq lists its product as uncharacterized. Lineage: Eukaryota; Viridiplantae; Streptophyta; Magnoliopsida; Fagales; Juglandaceae. Bases 1 to 552 code for a protein of 183 amino acids. The record is from RefSeq and is a predicted model, not a curated record. The transcript has a single exon.